AUGGCGAGUACUUCUCUACCGUCUCCGAAGCUCGACCGGUACGUGGUCAUCCACGUGGCCACGACCUGCGAUGAACACGGGGUCUAUGUGACCAAAGACUCGGCAGAGGUCAUUGAAAUGGGCUGGAUCCUGCUGGACAGUAAGACUUGUGACGAGAUCUAUCGAGAAAGCGUCUUGGUGAAGCCGAUAAACACACCCAUCACACCGCUCUGCACCAGCCUCACCACUCUGACCUGGGAGCAUGUUCGCAAUGCCGGGUCCUUCCGGGACGCCGUGACUCGUUUCGACCACUUCGCCCAGGAGCAUCUGAUAUCCAAGAAUUUGGAGUUCUCCUUUGUAACACUCGAUGCCUGGGACUUGCGGGUGCAGCUCCCCCGAGAGGCUCGCGACAAAUCAGUCGUCCUACCGGCUUACCUGCAACACUCGCGCACCUUUGACCUGCGCUCAGAGUACGCCCGUUGGCAACAGCACCAUCCAGAGUCCCUGCCCUUCGGCCCCAGCUCCCUAGCAAACAUUUGUGCUGCUCUCGAGGUGGAGCCUGUGCAAUCCUCGGCUCCAAUCAAGCACAACUUGCCCUUCCAUCUGCAGGCUUUGGCGCCUGCCUCCCCUCGCCGGGCAAUGGAGGAGGCGGUCACUCUUGCCAGGGUGCUGCGCGGCCUCAUUCGGAAGUCCCAACCCGCUCACGAGCAUCCGGAUGUCUUGACUCGACCCAUGGAUGCCAGGGCGGACGUGAACGCCUUUCUGAAAGAGCGUAGCAAAGUCCUGCACAUGAACGGUCUGCCGCACGACACAACCCAGUCUGAACUCGAAAGCUGGUUUACUCAGUUCGGAGGAAGGCCGAUUGCUUUCUGGACCCUCCGUACUCCGGACCAGCACAAGCCCACAGGCUCGGGGUUUGCCGUCUUUUCUUCACACGAAGAGGCUGCUGAAAGUCUCUGCAUGAACGGACGCGCUCUCAACGAAAAGGCCAUCGAGGUCUCGCCUUCAUCAAGUCGAGUCCUUGAUCGUGCCGCCGAGAUACUCACACCUUUCCCUCCAAGCAAGAAUAGACCUCGACCCGGUGAUUGGAACUGCCCUUCCUGUGGCUUCUCAAACUUUCAGCGCCGGACCGCAUGUUUCCGCUGCUCUUUCCCUGCAGCUGGUUCAGGCGGCGGUGAUCCCUACGGCUUCAACCCCUACGGUUACCCACCACCUCACAUUAUGGGUCACCAUCCCCAUAUGGGUCACCACGGUCACGGUAUGGGCCAUCAUGGCCGCGGUAGCGCUGGUCCUGUUCCUUUCCGUGCUGGUGACUGGAGGUGCGGUGCAGAAGGAUGUCAAUACCACAACUUUGCCAAAAACGUCAACUGCCUGCGCUGUGGCGCUCCCCGUUCGGGCGCGGCGAUCGUUGUCGAUUCUUCUUAUCCGUCUCCCAUGGGCCCGCCAUCGGAAUUCGGCAUGGGCCCUGGGUCGAUGGCUAGCACCCCAGGCCCUGCCCCCUACGGCGCCGGUGCUGCUGCGUUCGGGUCUGGAGCUGCGUUCGCCCAACCACCGCCUAGCCAGUAUGGCAUGCCUUCUGGCAUGGGCGCUCCUGGUGCUGGGUUCCCUCAGAUGGGUGGCAUGACCCCCGGAUACGCUUCAAGCAACAUUUCCCACUCAUCCUUUGGUCCAGCCGCCCAAGCCGCUUUCAGUGGUGCCGCCGACAACACCACCCCAGGAAGCAUGCCUCCCCAGAAUGGCUUCUACGGUACCGAGCAGGGCGCAGAUCCAUUUGCUUUCCUUUCCGCCGGCAUCCAAGGCCUCGGAGUGGGCGAUGAGAAUCAGCCACCGCGCCGUAAUGGCGGCCCUCAAACCGCCAAGAGUCCUGCUUAG
Messenger RNA from Exophiala spinifera, 1851 nucleotides. RefSeq lists its product as uncharacterized. The transcript is spliced from 4 exons. Gene Ontology annotation, molecular function: 3'-5'-RNA exonuclease activity; RNA binding. Bases 1 to 1851 code for a protein of 616 amino acids. The record is from RefSeq and is a predicted model, not a curated record. NCBI's taxonomy places the organism in Eukaryota, Fungi, Ascomycota, Eurotiomycetes, Chaetothyriales, Herpotrichiellaceae.